GGGUAAAGGGUGGGUGCCUCAACAGUCCCGUUUGGUUAUUGAUUGCAUGCGUUUGAAUUUGCGCAUACCCGUUUUCUUAUUUGUGUAGCUGGUUUUGUCAAAUUUCUUCUGUAAAUCAACAAGUGGCAGCUAUGCCAGACCAGGAUGUUGUUAGCACUUCCAGUGAAGAGGAGAUGGACCUGGAGAAGGCUGAAGACAAAGGAGAACUUGGAGACAUGAAGACCUUUACCUGGGAUGCUGACACAUUGGACAUCGACCUGAACCACCAGCGGAUCAGCCGGAUCGAGAACCUGCAGGACUGCCCGCGCCUCGAGACGCUCUGCCUGCGCUGGAACCUGCUGACGCGCAUCGAAGGCCUCGGCGCGUUGCCGUGCCUCACCGAGCUCGACCUCUACGACAACCAGCUGACCAAGAUCGAAGGCCUCGAAGCGCUGGUCAAUCUGGAGGAGCUCGAUCUCUCGGUCAACCGCAUCACGACCAUUGAAAACCUGUCGCACCUCACCAACCUGAAGAAGCUGUUCCUCUGCAUGAACAAAAUACAGGUCAUCGAGAACCUGGAGGGCUUGCAGGCCUUGGAAAUGCUGGAGCUGGGAGACAACAAAAUUCGCAAAAUCGCCAACCUGGACAGCCUGACGAACCUGACCAGCUUGUACCUGGGCAAGAACAAGAUCAACAAGAUCGAGAACCUUGACAAGCUGACCAAGCUGCGGGUGCUCAGCCUUCAGAGUGACCGCAUCACGGUGAUGGAGGGUCUGCAGCAGCUGGCCCAGCUGGAGCAGCUGUACCUCUCACACAACGGCAUCAGCCAGAUCGACGGUCUGGAAGGUAACCCGCAGCUGAACACGCUCGACCUCGCCUCCAACCGCAUCGCCAAGCUGGAGAACAUGGCGCAUCUCACGGAGCUGGAGGAGUUCUGGUGCAACGACAACCAAGUGUCGGACUGGGUCGACCUGGCGCAGCUGAAUGGCGCCAAGCAGCUGCAGACGGUGUACCUGGAGCGCAACCCGCUGGCGCAGGACGUCAACUACCGGCGCAAGCUGAAGAUGGCGCUGCCGACCCUGACGCAGAUCGACGCCACGCUGACGCGGUAGGACCGGCCGGUGCCGCGGGCGGGGAGGCGGGGAGGCAGACUCCCGGCGGAAGGGAGACGGCGCUGAUCUGAAGCGCGCCCAUUGUUUUCCGGUGUGGAGGGUUGUGCGCAGCGGGCCAGUGCGUCGCUGGAGAUUUGUUCCUCCCUCGUGGAGUGGUGCGGGCGCUCUCCGUGCCGACCACCGCUCGGCGAUGCGUGGAGAGGUGUGUGGUUCACGCGCUAACCGCCGCGUGGCGCCGCCGGUCGCAGUACUCGCUGAUGAAGCCUUCCCGACUGUCUGUAGGUGGCGAUGUCUCGACCGGCGCGCCGGUCUAGAGCUGUAGUUUAUUUCUGGGGAAGGGUGCUCUUGCGCAGCGUUUUGCUUGACUUCUUGCCGCGUGGGAGGCUCGCUUUGCUCGUGGGUGGUACGUCGGCUAUGGAGCCGGAACAUGCUCCUGUUGUGCCACCAGCCUGUGCGCGAUGCGGCUCCAGAAAUGUUCCGCAGGAAUGUGCGUGACCAGCUGAUCUGUUUACCGUCGUAUUGUAUGUCAGUUUUCUGCACGAUUCUGUUGGUUUACCAAAGCGCGUCAGGGCCUCGACCGGGGUCUGGCAUACCGCUGUUCCAAGGAUCCGUUUCGUACGACUUUAGGCGACGAUGAUUAUUGCUAGUUAAGCUGAGGGCCGAAGUGCUCGGAACAAUAAACAUUCACUGCAUAGCAGUGCUGA
This is a messenger RNA of Pollicipes pollicipes, 1795 nucleotides long. Its product is annotated as protein phosphatase 1 regulatory subunit 7. The record is from RefSeq and is a predicted model, not a curated record. NCBI's taxonomy places the organism in Eukaryota, Metazoa, Arthropoda, Thecostraca, Pollicipedomorpha, Pollicipedidae. Gene Ontology annotation, molecular function: protein binding. The transcript is spliced from 9 exons. Bases 132 to 1091 code for a protein of 319 amino acids.